Argiope bruennichi is the source of this 1943-nucleotide messenger RNA. RefSeq names its product cytokine-like nuclear factor N-PAC. The coding region runs from base 469 to 1896 and encodes 475 amino acids. The transcript has 3 exons. NCBI's taxonomy places the organism in Eukaryota, Metazoa, Arthropoda, Arachnida, Araneae, Araneidae. Gene Ontology annotation, molecular function: oxidoreductase activity, acting on the CH-OH group of donors, NAD or NADP as acceptor; NAD binding; NADP binding. The record is from RefSeq and is a predicted model, not a curated record.
CAGAGUAAAUUUCCUGGAUGAAAAUAUGGCAAGGAGCUUGCUCAGACGUUUUCAAACAAUUUCCAUCAGUACAGUAUCAGUUAAGAAGUAGAUUUACAUACCUCAUCACUUUUUUCGAUUUUAGCGUAUAUUCCUAUUUGAAUAGAAACUACAAAUUAUUAUUCUAACCCAACAAGAUGCAGUUUACAAUGAUUUGAUUCCCAUGGGCCGUGAAAGCUCAGCAUAGCGGGAAAUCUGUUCAUGAGCUAUCGUUAUUUUUAUCCAACUAUAAUCAAAGAUGAUUAAAAAACCCAGAACCUUAAUUCAAAAACAACUUUAAAACACCGAAUCCCAUCAAGGCCAUGCCUAAGUGUCAAACGUCAAUAUGUUAAAAGACCGGAAGCCUAUUGUCUUGAAAAGAAACUUAAGAAUUAGAAGAUAUAGACUGAUAUUUACAAAAGGUAUAAAGGCAGCAGGCUUCUAACGAAGAUGGUUGCCAAAAAAUAUUUUGAUAUUGGAGAUUUAGUUUGGGCAAAGAUGAAAUCUUUUCCUUUCUGGCCAGCCAAGAUAGUAAAACCUCCUGCAGAUACAAAAUCUUCUGCUCUUAAAAAGGCACGGCAUUAUGUAUUCUUUUUUGGAAGUGAAAAUUAUGCCUGGAUACUGGAUCAAAAUAUUGUGCAGCAUUCUGAAGAAAUGUUACAGGCUGCUUCCAGUAAAAAAAAUUCAAAUAGUUUAAAAUUAGCAAUAAAACAAAUCACCGAAGAAGCUCCCCAAAAGGCUAAAUUGCUAGUCAAAGAAAAGGAAUCUCCUGAAGUAUCGACAAGUGGUACUAAAAGGAAAACUGCUAAAGUACAAAGAAUGAAACAGAAAACUGAAAGGCCGAGAGUUCGAAAGAAGGUUGUACUCAAAAGAUGUAUUAUGGAUGAAAAUGCAAAUAAACGAAUUUCUACUGUUACCGAGAAUGAUUACAUUGAACCUCAGCUAGGUCCUAUAAUUCAUUUGCAUGAACCCAAUGAAGCUGCAAGAGCAAAAAAUGUCAGACCAUCAAAUAAGAAGAUAGGAUUUAUUGGUCUCGGAAUGAUGGGUCAGAGGCUUGUUAAAAACCUGCUCACUACAAAUCACAAAGUCACAGUUUGGAACCGCAGUUUGGAAAAGUGCAUAGAUUUUGCUCAAGCUGGAGUUGUGCUUGCUGAGUCACCGUGUGAUAUGGUUAGAAUAUGUGACAUAAUUUUCUGCUGUGUUUCUGAUUCUAAGGCCUCAAAAAAUGUGGUUUUUGGAAAGCAUGGCAUUCUGUCAGGUCUUGAAAGGUCACCACAUGGAUCAAAAGGUUAUGUUGAAAUGACUACUAUGGAUCCAACUACAUCAACAGAAAUUGCAGAAGCUAUCACCCAUAAAGGUGGAAGAUAUCUUGAAGCUACAAUCAAUGGAACAUUGGAAAAGGCUGAAGAUAGAGCUAUGUUAAUUUUGAGUGUAGGUGAUCGGAAACUUUUUUCUAAUUGUGAGAGUUGCUUUUUUGCCUUUUCACACAAUGUGUAUCAUCUUAGCUGUGACGUCGGAAGUGGGUCUAAAAUGAAGCUGAUAUUAAGUAUGUUAAUUGGUAUAUUACAGGCCGCCUUCGCAGAAGCCAUGGCUCUUGUUAAGCGUUGCAAUCUUAAUCAGGUGAACUUCAUGGAAAUCCUAGAACAUGGACAUUUAUAUUCACGUUUUAUUGAAGAAAAAGGACGGGUUCUGCUGUCAGGUUCCUUUCCAACUGAUAAUUCUCUUGAGCAUCUGCAAAAAGAUUUGGAAUUGGCUCUUUCACUGGGUACUGACUAUAAACAGCCAAUGUUAGUCACGACAGCAGCAAAUGAAGUCUUCAAAUGUGCUAACUCUCUCCUUUAUUCUGAUGUAUAUGCUUUUUAUUCCAAUUCAUCGUAAAAUUUUAUAAAAGAUUUCAUAAUCCAUUAAAGCUAUCAUUCAUACAA